This is a messenger RNA of Conger conger (European conger), 3869 nucleotides long. It is a transcript of the gene fpr1, whose product is annotated as formyl peptide receptor 1. Gene Ontology annotation, cellular component: plasma membrane. Lineage: Eukaryota; Metazoa; Chordata; Actinopteri; Anguilliformes; Congridae. Gene Ontology annotation, biological process: complement receptor mediated signaling pathway; phospholipase C-activating G protein-coupled receptor signaling pathway; inflammatory response. The coding region runs from base 105 to 1268 and encodes 387 amino acids. The record is from RefSeq and is a predicted model, not a curated record. Gene Ontology annotation, molecular function: G protein-coupled receptor activity; complement receptor activity. The transcript has 2 exons.
GCAAGCCACUGACUGGAUUGAGACGUUGCUUAACGCCAAUCGUCUGCUGUUUGGAUUACAGUAUUCACGUUUUCAUUGAAAGAUAAAAAGGUUUAAAAACAGUGAUGGCAUUUCUCAUGAUCACCACCACCACUGCCCUGUAUCCAGGCUACGGAAUGGAGACACCUUACAGCAACAACCACACAUUGCUCAUCAACGGAACAGAAGACGACUAUUAUGACUACGAAUCCGAUGAACACGCAGAGCUCCGGAAAUCUCUCAACAUCAUGUCCCUCAUUGUUUACUGCCUGGCCUUUGUGCUGGGAGUGCUUGGGAAUGGGGUGGUAAUCUGGGUGGCGGGAUUCAAGAUGAAAAAGACAGUGAACACUGUGUGGUUCCUCAACCUGGCUGUGGCUGACUUCCUCUUCACUGCCUUCCUGCCCCUGAGUGUGACCUACACUGCCAUGGAUUUCCACUGGCCUUUUGGCAGGUUCAUGUGUAAGCUCAACAGCACCCUGAGCUUCCUCAACAUGUUUGCCAGCGUCUACAUCCUGGUGGUGAUCAGCGUGGACCGAUUUGUGUCCGUGGUCUAUCCUGUCUGGGCCCAAAAUCACCGCAGCCCACGCAAGGCGUCGGUGGUGAGCCUGGGCGUCUGGCUUUUUGCCCUGGUCUUGAGCGCCCCCUACUUUGUCUUCCGAGACACCGCACCUGCAUACCACGACAAGACCGUGAUCAACUGCUUCAACAAUUUUGCCCUUUCGGAGGACUAUGAUACACUGGCUGUGUUGGAACUGAGGGCACGCCUUCACGGCGCAAUGAUCAUCACCCGCUUCCUCCUGGGCUUUGUGAUCCCUUUCACCAUCAUUGUCUCCUGCUAUGCAGUCAUCAUCCACAGGCUCAAGAGGAACCGCUCCCUGUCUAGCCGCUCGGGGCGCCCCUUCAAGAUAAUUGCGGCGGUCAUUACUGCCUUCUUUCUUUGCUGGGCCCCUUACCACAUCCUGGUUCUGAUCGAAAUGGUCAACCACACGGCUGCUGAAUCUAGCACCACCCUUAACCUCAUCAUCACCAUUGGAAUCCCCAUUGCCACCAGCUUGGCCUUCCUCAACAGCUGUCUGAACCCACUGCUUUAUGUAUUCAUGGGCCAGGACUUCAAGGACAAGGUGCGCAAGUCCAUCCUCACGGUGCUGGAGACUGCCUUCACGGAGGAGGUGUCUCGGUCCAAUUCACAUUCAAAUUCGGCCAUCCACAGCCGCAGCAAAGAAAAGUCAUUCUCUGAUUCAGAAGUAUGAGCACUGGUGCAACACUCAUGUUAAUACACCUUGCAUGCAGGACUGGAGAUGAUUAGUCACAAUCUCAGGAGUUUGAAAUUGAAAGAUAAGAUAUGCAUACCCAUAUAAAUAGAGAUCACCAUACCUUCAGAGAGACGACAUGAAGUUUUGAAUCCUAUUGCAUUUCACUGAGUGCUCACUGAGUGUAUGUUGUCUUGUGGCUGCAGAAUUGUUGUUUCCUGCCAUGUUUGUUAUUUUUUACAUUGAUGAAGGAAGCUGUGUAAAAAAAUGGUUAAUAGAACUUGUUUUGAGUGAAUGUUUGUCACAGUAAAAGCAAAGUGUUGGAUUCACAAAAAGGCAGGUUCUUUUUAUCUGUUGCAACAAAAUUUAUAUCAAUGUCGAAGCUAUGACUAUUUUUGCAUUAUUUGCACGAUGAAAUAAUAAUGAGAAUGUGAAGCGCAUUUAGCCAAUCUUUUCUUUCAAAUUCAUAUAAAAAUAUUUUUGGAUGCUAAUUCAUACAUUUAUAUUUCAAAAGGAUGUUUAAUAUGCAAAAUAUUCCAUAAAGGUAUAUCACCAGGGGUGAAGUGGUAUACAGAUAAUCCAUGGUGACCAGGGGUUUGAUUAUCCACAUUUGCUCUUUUUGUACUAUGAUACCAUCUCUAUCUGAAACCCUCUUUGCUUUACCCUUGUAUAUAAUGAGGGUGGACUGUCUGCUCUCAUUAAAAAUAACACCAGGAAGUAUAAAAUCUUUUAUCAUGGUGUCAUGCCAAAAAAAUCUAAUUAGAAGCUUUUUUUAAUGUCAUUUUUAAUUUGCUCCGCAUGCAUUCUCUGUUGUAAUUCCUAAUGACUUUGUUUUUUAUAAUUGUUGUAAUUCCUUCUCAUUUCUUGUUGAGCUAUCUCAUUGAUUUCCUAUCGAUUCCUUGAUCUCUGUUGAUCCUGAUUUCUGCUGCCAUUGAAUCAAUGCCCUAACCUUAUGUAUAGAUGCACACAUACUUAAGGAUGCGCACACGCACACUCCCUCGUGCUGCAUGCCCCGUAAACUCCAAUUCACUUCCAGUGACCCCAAGUUAUAUUGCUGUAGAGACUCUAUUGAUUUAUUUUUUUGACUCCUUGAUUCUGGAUGAUCCUGAUUUCCACUAUGAUUGAAACAAUACAACGACCUUAUACACACACAUACUCAUUCUCACUCACCAAUCAUAGAAAUGCAUACACACAGAUGCUUACGUGUAUGCACACAGGCACACACACACAGAGUUCCUGUUUAAUUUAACGGACUACCAACAUCUCAAAUCCACCCCGCACUGCCCCCUCUGGUCAGGACCGUAAUUCAUAUGGCUCAUGAAACAAUGAAAACAAUGUAAGAAGAACUAUGAUGCCCCAUCACGAGCCUGAGCCUAGAUGCCCAUGCUUCUACAUACCCGAGGGGUGACCCCACCAAGGUAAAGGCAUUACUGGCAACACUAGCUCCGCCAACCCAUGGGCAGGGAAGUAGUACAGGACAAUCAGAGAGGGGGCGCAAUAUAGCCCUGAUGGACCAACUGCAACAUGACAGGUGUGCAUCAAUCCAAAUUUUGACCUACCCAUAACCCUCCCUCCCACACUGAAGGAACCCUGUCUCCUUUCCUCUGCCUCCACCUUUACUUAAGCCAUAGCCUCCCUUUCCCCCUAUAUACUGUAAACACUCACUUUAUAAUACAUACCCUUGCCUAAUUUGUUAUUUGUAUAUUAUACAUGUAACCACUUUUUGUCUGGUUAGCCUCACCUUGUCUAAUAUGUUAUUACUCUUUUCUGUAACCACUUUAUAAUGCAUAAUAAAAAAGAAGGGAAAACAAUAUGGCGUUGUGCCAAGGAUGGCAUAUGUUAGUGCAAACCUGUCUAAGAAGUCAUUCCCAUUGUAACAAGUCAUUUCAUUUAAUCUGCAAAAUUAUUAUUAUUUUAUAUUUGGUGUUGUCUGUGUAUUGACAUGGUCCACCAGAAAUUGUGAAAAUGUUAUGUACAUAAGAGAAAUGGGCGGCACGGAUGGUGCAGUGGGUAGUACUGCCGCCUCACAGCAAGGAGGUCCUGGGUUCGAAUCCCCGUCGGCCGGGGCCUCUCUGUGCGGAGUUUGCAUGUUCUCCCCGUGUCUGCGUGGGUUUCCUCCGGGUACUCCGGUUUCCUCCCACAGUCCAAAGACAUGCAUGUUAGGCUGAUUGGAGAGUCUAAAUUGCCCGUAGGUAUGAGUGUGUGAGUGAAUGGUGUGAGUGAAUGGUGUGUGUGCCCUGCGAUGGACUGGCAACCUGUCCAGGGUGUAUUCCUGCCUUUCGCCCAAUGUAUGCUGGGAUAGGCUCCAGCCCCCCUGCAACCCUGUUCAGGAUAAGCGGGUUCAGGUAAUGGAUGGAUGGACGUAAGAGAAAUGCACAUUUCAUGUUGAUCAUAAUGGAACAUAGUGUUUCUAGUUUGUUUUAAGUUUUUGUAUGUAAAUUGUGAACAACAAAUCUAAUGGCAUAUGGCUUGACUGCUUGAUAUACAGUGCAUUAUACAUGAUAUACAGCAUUAUAUCAACUUGGUAUCAAGAAUGGGUGUAACUUUUUUAUUUUACAGAAACAGUAUAUUAUUGGCUGUAGUACAAAAUGAACAAACAAU